AGGUCAGGUGGGCGGAAGCCGCGGCGGCUACCGGAGCGGACUCCGCGGAGGCCUCGCACCGCGCCCGCAGGGCACUUUCUCUGCUGCCAAGAGUUUCCUCAUGAGCCACUUAAACCUCAAGGCAUCAAGCUGUGCAUGGCCACAUUCACCUCACAUAGCUGGCCAGGAUGGGGUGAGGAGCAUCCGGAUUCCAACCCAAGCUUCAAACUUGGGACUCCACAACCCUUUUGGCAGUUCCUAGUGGACUCAGUCAGUGUGAGAUUUUAACCCUACAGCUUGCAUCUCCCUCGCUUGUCUUGUUGCUGGGACAUAGUACCUGCUCAGGGUGGGUCACCAAUCAUCAGUCUCCACAGCAGGCUGUUUCCUCCAGGCUCACUGAGGUCAAGGCGAGGAUUGUACAUGAGCCUCAGAUACCAGCCAGAGACUAAGAAUUCAGGGUCAUUGGGGGAACUGGACCUCUGGGCCCCUGGCUGUGCAUUGCAGGUGUCCAGGCUUUGUAGGGACCCACUGCUCCCAGGAGGAUGGUGCGGAUCUUGGCCAAUGGGGAGAUUGUUCAGGACGAUGACCCCCGUGUGAGGACUACUACAUCGCAGAGAGGGAGCACUCCUCGGCAGGGCUUUCUCAACAGGGGUCAUGGUGCCCCUCCAGGGGGGCCUGGGCCCCGCCAGCAGCAGCAGCAAGCAGGUGCCAGGCUUGGUGCUGCCCAGUCGCCCUUCAAUGACCUCAACAGACAGUUGGUGAACAUGGGCUUCCCCCAGUGGCACUUGGGUAACCACGCCGUGGAGCCAGUGACCUCCAUCCUGCUGCUCUUUCUGCUCAUGAUGCUUGGGGUUCGCGGCCUCCUGCUGGUGGGCCUUGUCUACCUGGUGUCUCACCUGAGCCAGCGGUGACCACUGGGGCCGACAGGGAGUGUGUGAGAGGGACUUGCUGGAUUUGAUGUGAGAGUCAGCUCUGGGGGAGGGGACUAGAGGGGUGUGGUGUGGGCUUUCUCACAUUAUUAAGCAUGAGGCGGAGGGAGACCUAGCCUAGCAUCCCUCAGAUAUGGAGUGGGUGCCCUAGUUCUGAGAUUCUAUUAGGGGGUAUAGGGCCUCCAUUUAAGAGGUGCAGGACCACAGUUUGAAAGGAGUUGUUCCAAUUUACUCUUUUUAUGCCAAGAAGAAAGUCUCAACUUGGUGCUGGUGUGACCUACUGCUUUUCCUUAGGAGCAGGGUGGGCUGAGGGCAAGUGAGAGACCUUUCCAGACUUUUAUAGCAGUGUUUUGUUCUAAUGGUGUAUUUGUAUUGGCUACCUUUUACUUAUGACAAGGGGACCUGGCAUUCUAUUUAUUGUGACAUUUUCAAUAAAUAAGUAAAACAACGA
Molecule: messenger RNA, 1359 nt
Organism: Dipodomys spectabilis (banner-tailed kangaroo rat)
Lineage: Eukaryota; Metazoa; Chordata; Mammalia; Rodentia; Heteromyidae
Gene: Fam241b
Product: family with sequence similarity 241 member B
Exons: 3
Coding region: 522-890 (122 amino acids)
Cellular component (GO): intracellular membrane-bounded organelle
Source: RefSeq, a predicted model, not a curated record